This is a messenger RNA of Effrenium voratum, 450 nucleotides long. NCBI's taxonomy places the organism in Eukaryota, Dinophyceae, Suessiales, Symbiodiniaceae. The record is from the annotation of a GenBank genome assembly.
AUGCCGCUCUCCGUGGUCUCCCUGGACGGCGCCACCGUGACCUCCGUGCCUGACGCCCCUCGCGUGGCAGAUCUGCGGGCGGCGGUGACCAAGGCUUGCGCCAGAGACGGCUUCGACCUGGUCUUCCGGGGCCAGGUGCUCGAGGACCCGGAUGUGGUCCUCGAGGAUGAGCCGGUCUUCAUCAUUUGGCGGCCCCGGAGGAUUCUCACGGCCAGCGGGCAAAGCGUGGCGCUCUUCCAGGAAGAUCAGCUCCUCUAUCGCAGGACCUUCCCCACCUUGGUGUCGGCGUGCCUGUCCCCCACCCGCGCCCACUGGUUGGCAAGCAGCAGCUCAGCCAUCUCCGUGCACGACACGGAGACAGGGGAGGAGGUGCUGCGCGUGCCCCAGCGCCCGGGUCAGAAGGCCAUCUUCUCCAGGCAUUCUCACCCCUGGGGCACCAGCUUCGCUUAG